Sphaeroforma arctica JP610 is the source of this 4226-nucleotide messenger RNA. RefSeq lists its product as hypothetical. NCBI's taxonomy places the organism in Eukaryota, Ichthyosporea, Ichthyophonida. The transcript has 17 exons. The coding region runs from base 1 to 4167 and encodes 1388 amino acids. The record is from RefSeq and is a predicted model, not a curated record.
AUGCUCCAGCACUUUUCAUAUCGACCAUCGCAACCGCACAAAUAUCAGCGUAAACCCUCUCGUCCAUUCACAUACUCCCCCCUUUCCCCUAUCUCCUCCCCUCACAGAGCGUACGGGUGUCUGCUGCAGCACAUACUGCAAGACCAGGUCAAACGCAGUCUCACCUAUGUGCCGCCGAUGCUGUUCUCGCUGUUGCAGGACUGCGCCGCUGUUUCUGGCAUCAGCAGUCGCUUCCAGAGUGUGCUGGCCCUAGAACAGUACACCAAGCUACUGUCGCAGCGGGCGGGUGCUGAGCGCCUGCCCUGGUUGGACAAGGUCAGGACGGCUCUGCUGGACUUGCUCAGCGACGGCGCCCCCGCUUACGUGACCAAUCCGAGAUUACACGACGAUCCAGACAACAGGCAACCCCUCUCCGAGAGGGGCAAUAAUCUCUGGAAACGGAUGUCCUUCCAAACGACGCACGACAAUAAUCUGCCAUCAGCCACGGACUGUGCAAAGCCUGAAGAAGACUCGUCUUUGAGGAGGAGGUCUGCUGACCUGGACAACGUGAUGUCAAAUGAAGUGCGCCAUGUCAGUUUACAGGACUCGAAGGAGCAGAAUGGUUCAAGAGACUCCAUCUUAGGAGGACUGCGUGGCGCUUUCUCGCGGUCCUUCUCUACACUGUUCGACCGAGUAGCCGGCAACGAGAAAAUCACGUCUGUUCCCUUGGAUUUGCAUGAAGAACACGGCAUAGUCAGAACCAUCCUCGCAGCCACCAUACAAGCGCUGUGUGCCACCUUAUCCGCUAAAUUAGUAACAAAGAGUUUGAGAACGGAUACGGCCGAGGAAAUCGCCAUGGCGCGGGACUUAACUAGCGAAUGCUGUGAUUUGGUGAUGUCUGUCGAUCGGUUGUGGCACCUAGAUACGAUGGACGCGAUUGAAGACAUGUACAACCCUGAAGCCGGGCCCCGGAUACGACGAAACGAGAUCGCCAACCCCAUAGUCCGAACAUCAUCGCAAAACAACAACAACAAUAACAACAAUAACAACAACGUACACUCCCAGACCUCCAUGACCCAUUCCCACGGCGGUGGCGACCAGCAGCACCACGAUCAAUUCAACGGCCAGCGCAACGCGCCACAGCGUGCCAUGGGGCACGCCCAAUCCCACGUACAGCCGCGCCCGCGCGUGCAGUCGCAGUCGCACGCACCAGCGCCGCCGCAGCCACACCACAGCGGCAGCACCACACAGCUACAGCAGUAUGCGCACUUACAGCACCAGCCACACGCGCAGGCGGAUGUGGCGUCAGCGCCAGAGCUGCUGUUUACCGCGCCGCCGAGGCAAUCGACGCUGGUGAAUAUGCCGAGCUACGACGCCAAUGGAGCGCUGAAGCCAGCGCCACGGGUGGCAGCCAGACCAGACAGCACGCUGGUGGCAGCGCCCAGGCCUCAGGCCAAGCCCAGGGGCGCUACGGCCAGCACGCAGCACACGCCACAACUGGCGACGCUGAGUCCCAGGCAUAGUAGAGAACAUGUGGAUUCCAAUCGCAUCCAGCCGCAAAAUCUGAUCGCGCCGAUUGCGUCGCCGCGAGAGAAUAUUAACGACGCACGGCCGCAGUCGUUUAAGCGGCGCUCAGAGGGGUUUAGCCAAUCGUCCACAUCCGCACGUCCCUUCUCGUCGUACUUCCCGGAUGGUCAGACCAACCUGCCCCCACCGCCGCCGUCCGAGCGCAGCAACGAGCUGACUGUGACGUACUCACAGAACUUAGCCAAUCUGCACGCGGAAGCCGGCGGCGACUAUUCCGGCAAGGGGGGAAUGAGUGGGUCGUCUGGCGCGCUCAGAAGCGCGUCGGGUGAGUUCGGCAGUCGACUGAGUGUCAUGUCGGCGGUGGGAUCGCACACACAACUGAGCAAAUUGGCGCCCACCAGAAGAUCGCUACGCGGAAUGGAUGAUGCCGCAAGCAGUCUGCAUUCGGCGAGUGAGGAUAUGCUGUUUGUAGGCUUGCAGAAGAUUGUCGCGAACGUAGGAACACGGGAAUACGAAAAGCUCAGCGUGGAGGAGCGCCUGCACACCAACAUCUACCACGUGCAGAAGAACACCAAACAAAUCAUGAAAUUAGCAUCGCACAAGAAGUCCAAGUCCAGUCUGUCGCGGCGGCUGAGUGUGCACGUGGACCUUGAAACAGCGGAAUAUUCUGAAGCGUGCCACAGGUUAGCGCAGGAGUGUGAGGAGACGGUCAUGCUAGUAGUGCCGCGUGCAUGCUGGCACGAGCCGUCCAUGACCAACAAUAACCCGUACGCAACCGUAGGGGACGUGGUCAAUGAUCUAUACAUGCACCUGCGCAUGUUUGACUUGCAGGUGAUACAGCCGCACAAAUCCAGGCAUCCGGGCGAACCUGAAUCGCGGCUGGAGUCCUACCACGAGUGGUUUUUGCCCAUAGUGCAUGCGAGACUGGAUCUAGAACGCACGAGCGUGGAGAAUACCAUGCGUCAGAUUGCGCUGAGAGAGGGUGCUAAUAGCAUCGAUGACAGUCUGUCGGAGUCCUCUGUUGAUGAAGUGUUUAGGAGUAUAUAUCCGGUGGUGGAGUUUAUCGAGAGCCUCAACUGGCCCGUUGCGAGUGUUCGAGCUGAGUUGACCUUAGCGGUCACCGAAUGCAUCGUUAACAAUCUCAAGUUCUACGCCGAGUGCCAGAUUGAAAAGGUUUCCGAGAAGGUGCAACCGACCAAUCAGCAGUCCAUGCCGUCCAUCCAUCGCGUUGACUGCUCUCCCAUUGUGCUGGAGUGUCUCAAGAACCUCUGCAACGCGUUCCGGUUGACCGAGGAUGUCAAUGAUCGGCUGGUCAAGUCCCUGGGCACUGCCGACACACAAGAAAACUUUCAGGCACAAACCAUGGCAAGCGACAGGAUACAGGCCGACUUCCACGCCGUGUACGAGGCGCAGCACGCGGCCACGUCUGUGUUGGAGGACUACAUCCUGGACGCUGUGAGGGCUGUUGUCACGGUGCAUCUGUGCGUGUCGACGUUUGGCAUGAGUUUCCUGGGCGUGAACAGCCGCCUGGGCCACGGGAUGAGCGAGGCCAAGCUCAAGCGCAGGGGCUCUAUCAGUUCACUGGGGUCGCUGCUGAAAUUGAAGAGCAGCACAGAUCUUCUGCAGAAUGCGGACGUGCAGGCAUAUAGCGGUGCAACCGAAAAAGACGCCCCAGCCAACAAGAGCAACAUCCUCCCGCCAGCCAUAUUCCUGGCCAGUGUAGUCAUCGACCCGCUCAAGGAGUCGCUGACGGAGGAUGUCCUGCAGUAUAUCAUCCACGUAUCGUGGAAGUGUGUGCUGGAGGGUAUCAUAUACAUAUGCGGCGUGCGCACCCCCGAGAAGUCGGCCAAGCUGCCCGCGUCCAUAGUCAAGGCCCUGAAUGGGCGUGUGGUGGGCAUAGAGGAGGCCAAGACACAGCGCCUGUACCUCGAGCAGUCGCGCGAGUUCUUCCGCAGUGUAGGUAUCAACGAGAGCAACGAGAGUCUGCACGAAAGCCGGCGGUUCAACGAAGCCACCAAGAUGACCAACACCGUGGCCCAGACCAGUUUCUUCCUGGUCAGCAAGUACCUGACCUUGCAGGACGGCUUGGCACGCCUGGGUGAAGAAACGAUGAGUCAGUCGAUCAACAUGUCGCUCGGCUACGACGCGAAACGGCAUGCGGUGUGUAUCUCCUGCCACUCGGCGACGGGCGUGCCCAAGAUGUGCAACCAGACGUUUAUUAGCGGACAGGUGUUUACUACCAAGCGGGGGUAUAUAGGUAAGAAGAGUAAGACUAAGGUGCAUACGAUCACGGCGAAGAGUAAGACCGGUCCGAAAUGGACGGAUGAUAUGCUGUUCCCGUUGACUGAUGAUCCGCCGGACUGUACGUACAUCCAUCUCAUGCUGCUCUCGCCAAUGGGGGGAGAAGAUGGCAAGAAGGAGAAGAAGAACAAGAAGAAGGGAGAUGAGAUAUAUGGACACUUAAGCUUGCUGCAGAAAAACCGCAACAAUCUUCUGGGCGAGUUUAUGCUUGGUCCCAUUAGCAAACUGCCCAAUUUCGGCAAACCCAUCAACGUGGGGUGGCAACGUCAGGAUACGAAAGAGUCGCUGUUUAUUUUGAACGCGCUGAAGGCAAGGUCCGAAGAUCCUUAUGCCAUGACUUUCGUAGAGAAGAGGACAUAGGACACCCACGCUAAUAAAUAAUUAAAUAAAUAAGUACAAAUGUACACCUGCACGGCACA